This is a messenger RNA of Trichomonas vaginalis G3, 2136 nucleotides long. RefSeq lists its product as uncharacterized. The transcript has a single exon. NCBI's taxonomy places the organism in Eukaryota, Parabasalia, Trichomonadida, Trichomonadidae. The record is from RefSeq and is a predicted model, not a curated record. The coding region runs from base 1 to 2136 and encodes 711 amino acids.
AUGGAUUACUCAAAUCAAAAUUACAUACUUGCUACAUUUAGUGCUGAUUUAGGAUUCUCUUCAACCCCUAAAACAUUACAAUGGAAAAUAGAUGCACAAGAUUAUAAAACUUUUGAUACGGUUUAUUUUAAUCCCAAUUUUGAAGGAGUUAAAAGAUAUGAAAAUCAAAGAUUUGAUAUCACAGAUCAAAGCAAAAGUUCACACACAUUAUAUUUGAGAAUUUGUGAAGGAACUGAAUGUUCAAAUGAAUUUCUAUUCACAGUAUCAAAGCCAAAUUCAAAACCAGAGAUUGUUUCAUUUGAAUUUACUCCUAAUACAUUCACAAAGAAUGGAAAUUCACAAAUGACAAUCACAGGUAAAGUUAAAGAUGUUGAUGGUGCAAACAGUGUUACAAUCAAAUACAACAUUAAAAACAGAGGAUAUCAAACUUUGACAACAGUAAAUGAUGUAACAUCAUCAGAUAAACAAUUUUCUGCAACAAUAAAUAUCCCAAAUGAUCUUCCUGAAGGAUCCACCUCUAUUUCAUUAAUUGCAAAUGAUGGAUAUCUUGAUAGUGAUCCAAAAUCAAAGAAUUUCCUUUUUAACUUUAACAAUCCAUCUCUUAAUAUGGAUAUGCAGGAUGGUCAAGUUUUCUCCAAAAACGAUGGACAAAGAAUUCGUAUCAAAGGUUCUUUAGGUGACAUAGAUGGAAGUGGAACUGUUACACUUAAGUAUCAAUUUGAUGGGAAAGAAAUUGUCACUCUAUCUCAAUAUGAAAUUAAAAGUACAGAUCCAAACGCAUAUCCAUUUGAUUUUAAUGUUGAUUUUCCACCAAAUUUUCCAGAAAGCAGCAAUCAACAAAUAACAAUCUGGGCAACAGAUGAGAAAAACAAAUCCUCAAGUCAAUAUUUCAAAACAUUCUCAUAUUUUUACAACAAUCCUGCAAUCAAAAUAACAACAACUCCUAAAUCAUCAUACAUUAAGAAUACAGAUGACAUCAUCAAAAUUGUCGGAACAGUUUCAGAUCGUGAUGGUAAUGAUAUCAUUGAUAUUUUCUACAAGUUUGACAAUGGUGAAUCAAUCAAAAAGUCACAAAUCAUUGUCACAAAUCAAGAUACUAAUUAUCCAUUCAAUUUCACAGUUCAAAUUCCUUCAUUAUUUUCAGUAACUCAACACAAUAUUUCUAUUAUGGCAGUUGAUUCUUAUCAAAAACAAUCAAAUAUAAGUUUUUCAUUUAAUUAUUACCACAACACUCCAAUUCUUACUAUAACAAAUCAGAAUGAUACAAAAUACAUAAAGAAUGUUGACACAUUUAUCACUAUCACAGGCAGUGUCAAAGAUGAUGAUGAAACAGGAACAGUUUAUGUUAAAUACAAGAUUGAUUCUAAAGGUGAAGAAAAACUUUUACAAUCAUUCCCAAUUACAACAAGAUCUUUUUAUAAUAUCAAUAAAAAUAUUAAUAUUCCUUCAGAUUUAAGUAAAGGAACACACACAAUUUUCAUUUGGGCUAUUGAUGACGAAGAAAAGAAAACAGAACAACAAUCAUUUACAUUCAAAUACAAUUACAAUGCACCAUCAAUAUCUAUAACAACAAAUGAAAGACAAACAAUAUACAAAGGUCCAAAUGAUAUUGUAUUUAAUAUUUGUGGUAGUGUCAUUGAUCUUGAUCAAAGUGGUUAUUUCUCCAUCUACUACAGAUUUGAUGAUUCAUCUCAAAUGCAAAUUUCAACUAAUUAUUCCAUUACAAUCCAACCAACACCAUUCAGUUUUAAUAUUAAUCUUGAUCGAACAAUUUUAGAAGGUGAACACAAAAUUGUUGUUUAUGCAAUUGAUGAAAGUGACAAGAAAUCAAAUGAAGUUCAAUUGAAUUUUACUUAUUUAUAUCAUUCACCUAUUGUUACAAUUGCAACACCAGAUAAUCAAGAGUUCAAGAAGACAUAUAAUAAAGCAUUUUAUAUUGAAGGAAAUUAUCAAGAUGAAGAUGGAAGUGGAGAAAUCACAAUUUACUAUCAAUUUGAUGGAAGAGAAAUUAAUAAAACAACCAAUACACUUGUUAUUUCAUCAACUGGAUAUCAACCAUUUACAUUAAUUAUUGAUUUUCCAGCGGAUUUCAGAGAAAGUAAGAAUCAAAACAGUAUCAUGAAAAGCAUAUACUGA